UUUUUUUUAAUUCUAAAAAGAAAUUAAUUCUCUCACUUUUUUCAUGUUCGGUGGAGUCGCAUUGUGUCAAUAGAAAUAAAUAAUUUAAAACGGUAAGGUAAAGUACAAAAAGAAAGUAAGAAGAAAUGCCUGCUAAAUUUUGAGUUUGUAAUCAAAAGGAACGAAAUGGAUAUUAUUAAGGAGAAAAGAAAUAAUUAAAAUCGCAUCUCGAGAAAAUGUUAAUUAGAAGCGAUGAUAGUAGUAAUGGCGAUGAGAUAUUGGGAUUUGGUUAUAGACAGAGACGAAAGAUAAGGGUGGGAACAAAAGAGCUACACCUCCAUCUCAGCUUCUCUCUCUCUCUUACCCCACAGCGCAGAAUCUUAAUUAAGCCUUUUGGACUCUUCUUCUUCGUUUCGAUUUCUGUUUGAUUCUUCCUAAUCCUCUGAUGAAUCCGUCUGAUCCAUUGCUUCAUCGGAAGCAUUGAACACUGUAUCCCUGACAGCUUCCGACAUAAACCACUGUCAGAAUAAAAAUGUUGAGUGUUUGGUUUCUUUCUUGUAUGCAAGCAAUAUGCCUGUGACUGAUUCGUAGUUCUAGAAUUUAAAUUUGUUCUGCGCUAGAGAUAAGUGGUCGUCAGUAGUAUUGUUACCGUAAAUAUUUGGUAGUUCGUUAGGAGCUUUCAGAUAAAAUAGGGAUUUUGGAAACUGACAUCUCCCAAGUUCCAAUAAGGCACCCUCAGGUGACUAUCUGAUAAAGUAGUACGAGCAUUGCUGAUGGGUCUGCCACAGACUGCUUCAAGUGAACAAUCCAGUGAAGCUUCUUCUUCUGCGCCAAGUUGCAGCCUUUCUCAGAGUCUGCCUGUCUAUGCCACUUCUCAUGAUUCAGAAAGUGAUGGAGGCAUCUCCUCUUCCAUUGCAGAGUUUGAUAGGAAAACAUCAUUGGAGCCUCUGGAGUUCACUGAUGAUCCGCGUACAUUGCACGGAUCGACUAUCUAUGCUGCUGAUAAGGUUAGCUCGAGUCUAUCUGGAGCUAGAAGGAUAGUGGGGUUUGCAUCAAGCCAAACUAGCUCACUAGACAACGAACAAACUAGUGUAGAUAUUGGUGGAGCGUUGGUCAGGAAAAGAGUACUCUCUCCUCUGAAUACUCUCUUCCCUGUAAAAUUCAGAGGUGACCUGCUUGAUAUCAGCUCUAGUAACCACCACCAACAAAUAAAUUAUUCUGGUCUUGCUAAUGGGUUCCGUGAUUCUCUCGCACAAGAUUACACAAAGUUUAACCUCGCUGGUAGGUUGCAUCUCUCUUCCACCGCGUCAAACAGUGGCAGACUCUCGUCCAUGGUCUUCACUGAUGGUCCAUUAUUCGACUCUAUAGACCUCCACCGACCCACAGAAGGUGAGGUUUGCUUAUAUUCACCAGUAGUAUAUGACACAUCUGGUAUAAAGCCAUGUGAUAAGGAUAUAUCUGUCUCUCCGCCGCUUUCUCUCUCACCACUUGGUCCGAAGUUUUCUGAGAGAAUGAAAGCUCUAAGAAGUGGCCCAAACGGGAAGAUAGUCGAAGAGUUAAGGAAUAUCAGUGAAGAAGCAGAACUAAGUGUUGACCGUAGAUUGUUUGAUGAUGCAUAUGCUCUAAGGAGAGCGUUUUCAAUGGAGAGAAGUGUUGAAUCAGCUCCUUCAUCUCCAUGCAGAAGGUUCAUUAGAAGCUUGAGUGGACGCCCCAUUCAGAGGUCAUUGGUUGGUUCUUUUGAGGAGUCACUAUUGACAGGAAGAUUGUCAUGUGGGACAACAAAUCAGAAGAUUGACGGUUUUCUUGCGGUUCUUAGUAUUGCGGGGGGAAACAUAUCUCCAAAAUCACAGAAGCUUCCAUUCUCAGUAACCAAUUCUGGUGAUGAUUGCUUAUUGCUAUAUUAUGCAUCCAUAGAUCUCGCUGGAGGAACUAAAUCGAACAAUUUCUGGAGCCAGAAGUUGAAAACAAGUCAAAUCAGGUUUGAUAGUCAGAGCUCCAAGAGCCAACUGCGGAUCCCCAUGAAGGGUCGGAUUCAACUGGUUCUUAGUAAUCCUGAGAAAACACCUCUUCACACCUUCCUCUGUAACUAUGACUUAACUGAUAUGCCAGCCGGUACAAAGACUUUCUUGCGCCAAAAGGUCACUCUUGGAUCAUCUAAUCCAACCAAAGAAGCAACGCAAGAGAAGACCAGAGAAGCCACAAACUGUGAAAAAGAAAAGUCCAGUAAACAUGGGAACAAAAAAGAAUGUGAAGGAUCUGAUUUGUUCAAUUCAGUGGGAGGAGGAGAUUCGUUACACGAAAGUGGGAAAAGUUGUAUAAAAUCUUCCAAAGAAUGUAAUAGCGGUUCUGGUGCUCUACGGUACGCUCUUCAUCUAAGGUUUAUUUGUCCAUUACCCAAGAAAGCUUCAAAGAAACCUGAAGAAACCAAAACUACGGAGCAAAAGAAAGACUUGGAUGCAGAUGGGAAGAGGAGAUUCUAUCUGUACAACGACUUGCGAGUCGUGUUUCCUCAACGCCACACAGAUUCUGAUGAAGGAAAGUUGAAUGUGGAGUACCAUUACCCAGACAACCCAAGAUACUUCGACAUCACAGACUAAGACUUUUAAUGGUUUUGUUCCAUUACUGGAACCUAUAAAAUAGGUACAACAUUACCAUAGUAUAAUGUAAUUAUGUAAAUUAUCAAAAACGAGAAUCAUUUCAGAAAUCAAACGUCGGAAUUUCAGAAGAGAAA
This is a messenger RNA of Brassica napus (rape), 2710 nucleotides long. RefSeq lists its product as uncharacterized. NCBI's taxonomy places the organism in Eukaryota, Viridiplantae, Streptophyta, Magnoliopsida, Brassicales, Brassicaceae. The record is from RefSeq and is a predicted model, not a curated record. The transcript has 6 exons. Bases 753 to 2576 code for a protein of 607 amino acids.